Messenger RNA from Dovyalis caffra, 1179 nucleotides. Lineage: Eukaryota; Viridiplantae; Streptophyta; Magnoliopsida; Malpighiales; Salicaceae. The record is from the annotation of a GenBank genome assembly.
AUGUCAAGAGGACCAGACCGUCUGAUAAAGAGUGCGAAGCAAUUCGCAGACUUUCAAUACAAAGUCUUCACUGCUCGAUAUGGCCAACAAUUGAUUGACCUUUUCGAGUUCCCAAUAAAACUUGUCCUUUCUCCUUUCACUCUUGCCUUUGACAUUGUGGGCUCUGCUCCUCGUGGCUUUGGUGUCCCUGAACUCAUCUCCAAGCUCUCCUAUGCUUCUAUCUUUGCUGUUGCUACUUUGGGGACCUAUGAUAUUGCAUUGGAGAUGGGAAAGAAGGUCAUAUGCCAAAGAUUGGCGUGUUGUUCAUUUGACUGGCUUUUGGAUGCAGGAAUUGUCAGACUUGCAAUGGGUGGCAGGCAUUGCGGUGUAACAUGUGCAAAGGAGCAGGGAAGGUUUACAAUCAAUAGAUUGCAGGUUUGGGAGUGGAAAGCAGUUACUUUGACUCAAUAUGCUGUAGCUUUAAGUGGAGAGAAGGCUACAGCUGAGUGUAUUGCAGAUGCCAUUGCUGACAAUCGGGCUGAGCUGGUGCACCUUCCCUCCUCUGUGGAUCUUAACGUGCCUUUGCCAUCUAAAGACUGUCCAACUUGUGAUGGAACGGGUGUGAUGAGCUGCCCUGAAUGCAAAAACAAAUUACAAGUCAGGAUCUCUGCAGACGAUCAUAUAGUUGAUAGCAUGAGAGAUCCCAGCAUUGCUGCGUUUUGGUUGUUUUCCUUUCCUGAGAUUAUGGGUGGCUUCAACUAUGAUGGUGAUGUCAAGCAGAAAAUUUGGUGGCAAUACAAGGAAUCAAUGAGGUAUGAUCAAUUACGAGAUAUGGUAUCCAAGCGAAAACCUGGUUGGGAGCACUUGCAGGAAGCCCUGAUCUCCAUAGAUCCUGUUCGUGCCAGAGAUGAUCCUGUUGUUGUGAAAAAUGUCCCGUAUUACAAAGCCAAGAAGGCACUGGAGGCAGAGGUGAUGAAUCUUGAUCCGCCACCACGGCCACAAAAUUGGGGUGAGCUGGACCUUCCACUGAAUGCGUCAUCAUGGAGUGAUGAGGAUCUUAAAAAACCAGAAAAAUUCUAUGAGAUGACUGUUCUUCUCAAUGCACAAAGAGAAAUUGCUGAUAAAAUUUUGGAUGAACAAUGGGAAAAUAAAUGGCGUCAAGAAAAGGUCGGUAAAACUGCCUCUACUUCUAUGGUUUAA